AGAGCCGUGAGCAGCAGUGAGCUGUCUGUCUGUCUGUCAGGCGAUGAACGCACACCGGUGCCGGUUGCAGAGGCGUGCAGACAGCGGCAGGAAGGACGCGCGGGCCGAACCGUCGAUCACCGCAGAUUGCGCUCUGCCUUUGUCAUGUUUAAAACGCGGACCCGAUCCUCAGAGAGUGCGACUGAUUCUAACCGCCAAGAUGUUGACAGACAUGGUCGUGGAGCAAGAAUUUGACAUCAAAGAGGAGGAACCGUGGUACGACAAGCAAGACCUUGAACAUGACCUGCAGCUGGCUGCCGAGCUCGGGAAGACUCUCCUGGAGCGGAACAGGGAGCUGGAGCAAGGGCUGCAGCAGAUGUACUCCACCAACCAGGAGCAGCUGCAGGAGAUCGAGUACCUGGCGAAGCAGGUGGACCUCCUCAGGCAGGUCAACGACCAGCACGCUAAAGUGUACGAGCAGCUGGACGUGUCGGCCCGAGAGCUGGAGCACAGCAACCGCAAGCUGGUUCUGGACAGCAGGACGGCGCAGCAGAAGAUCCAGGGGCUGACGGAGACGGUGGAGCUGCUGCAGACGCAGGUGGAGGAGCUGCAGCAUCAGGUGGAGGAGCUGAAGCUGAGUCCGUCUCAGCCUCUGAAGCGUCCGCACAGAGAGAAGUGCGCGCCUUGCACCUCUCAGAGUGUGUCCUGCCUGAAAGAGCUGCAGAACACCCUCAGGUACGACUGCGACGAACCCUCAGACGGCCUCGAGUCCUCCGACAUGUCGUGGCGCGAGGAGGAGCAGGCGUCUCUGCGACAAUCCCUCCGCAGCCUCCAGACCCAGUUCGCCAGUGAGCGCGCUCAGAGGGAGGAGUCGGAGCGAGAGGCCGAGCUGCUCGCCCGAGAAAAUGCAGCGCUGGAGCAGCAGCUGACGGGGAUGGAGGGCUGUCGGGCCAGAGUGUCUGAGCUGGAGCGUGAGGCCGAGGAGCUCCGCCAGCUCUGGAAGUCCGACUCCUCCACCGGGUCCACCAGGCCGGACGCCAUCCACAGCCUGCUGCCCAACGCCAUGUUCCUCCACCCGGAGGAGGAGAGCGAGGGGGACGCAGCUGCAGCCAAGAGCCCCUGGGUCCUGAAGCGCUGGGACAGCGAGCGGCUGAUGAGGGCCACGCAGACGCCCGACUCUCCCGACCGGGUCCACAACCACGAGUGCUCCUGCGUGCGGCGUGCCGACGUGGUGAAGUAUCGCGGGAUCUCGCUGCUCAACGAGGUGGACGCUCAGUACAGUGCCUUGCAGGUGAAGUACGACGAGCUGCUGCGGCGCUGCCACCUUGGACAGCAGCAGCAGGAGGAAGAGGAGGAGGAUGAUGAGCCGAUCCACAAGUCGGUCCAGACUGCAUCUCUUGCCGCCGCUUGUCCUGUUCUGACGGACAUGGAGGACUUUCACCAGCCGGAGUACAAGGAACUUUUCAGGGCGAUUUUCUCCCGCAUUCAGAAAACCAAAGAGGACCUGAUUGAAAACAGAGUGGGACCCUCAGCUGGGGAAGGGCUGCCAAUUGUGCAUUAGUAGACCCCCCCUUAAAAAAAGACCUGCUGCAAGAUUAAUUAUUGUCUUCCAGUUCAAGAGCGACUCACAUGAAGCUUACCAACGCUCCACUUUACUGUAUAUUUGCAGACGCAAAGGGGUUCAGAGAUGCGAGUGAUGCAGGAACCAGAAGGCCAAACACCAGCAGCUCAUGUCUCAGAUGUGGCUCAUUUUGCACAGAAACACCGGUGCCUAACGCUGCCGUCUCCACUGUGCGCUCGCUCUACCUCACUUUGUACUGUUAACAAAACAUCUCUGGGUCUUCUUCUCGGUAGCCGUAUCGGUAACAGUUUAUUCUACUGGUCCCAAAGUUUCCUAGAAAGACGUAAAUUCAUAGAAAGCUCCCUGGAAGAGACGUAAAGAUGUAAUUUGGUGCUAAUUAUAGAGAAAAUGGAGACGGUGUUAAAGCCAAUUCCUCUGGAAAUCAAACUGCAAUUUCUGAUCUUUUACAUUACUGAUUAUAUUGUUAAUUAAAAAAUAUUAUUUAGUCUAUUCAAUGAAAAAAAGAAAAGCCCAUCACAAGUUCCCACGAAACUAACAUCUUCAAACAUCUUGUUUUGUCCGAGCAACGGUCCAAAAAUGUUCUCACUGUAUCUGCGUUCUUUACUGAGCUCCUGAGAUCUGUCUUUCUUUGCAGCUAUUUAAAAAAAUAAAAUUUAAAUAGUUUUGCGAGCGACCAAUGCAAGUUGUUAUAUUGGUGAAGGAGUUUAUAUUAUUAGACUUUGAUGAUGAAAGUUCUGAUAAAUAGAGAUGUGUUUUGUAAUCGUAAAGUUUAUUUCCCAGAAAUGAUACUUGAUUAUUGUACGAUAGGUUAGACGACUGUGAGUGUUGUAUUACAGGGAAGUUCUGAGGUUUACCAGAAGGCUAACUCUAUGUACGUGAUGCUGAUUGUAUAUUCUGUAGAUUCAUGAAACGGUGUUUGAUUAGAAGCUUUUCUCAGCAGCACUUCUGUGGCUUUUUGCUGCCUGACGUCCGUGUGUCCUCGUUAGGCUUUAGUCUGUGCGCACAGUUUGUAGAUGUCUGUAAAAAAAAAAAAACACGUUAAGAUGCACUUUAGAAAAUUGCACAUUAUCAGUGAUCUUCUGACAAGUGUCCUGAAUAACCUGCUGUAUGUGUGUACGGUGUGUUCUACCGGUUUCACGAUUGGACCUCAUGGUUUAUGUUUGAGCCAUAAAACAUGAAGCAGG
Anarrhichthys ocellatus (wolf-eel) is the source of this 2745-nucleotide messenger RNA. RefSeq names its product cerebellar degeneration-related protein 2. The transcript is spliced from 6 exons. The coding region runs from base 44 to 1540 and encodes 498 amino acids. NCBI's taxonomy places the organism in Eukaryota, Metazoa, Chordata, Actinopteri, Perciformes, Anarhichadidae. The record is from RefSeq and is a predicted model, not a curated record.